Messenger RNA from Notothenia coriiceps (black rockcod), 2306 nucleotides. RefSeq names its product septin-4-like. Bases 361 to 693 code for a protein of 110 amino acids. Lineage: Eukaryota; Metazoa; Chordata; Actinopteri; Perciformes; Nototheniidae. The record is from RefSeq and is a predicted model, not a curated record. The transcript is spliced from 7 exons. Gene Ontology annotation, molecular function: GTP binding.
GGCCUUUGGAUGUGGAGUUUAUAUGAAAGCUCUACAUGAGAAAGUUAACAUCGUUCCGCCGCAUUCCUGGCAAAAGCAGACACACUCACCCCUAAUGAGGUCAAGAAAAGAAAUUCAAGAUCCGAGAGGAGAUCGAGCAGUCCCGGCAUCAAGAUCUACCAGUUCCCCGACUGUUGACUCUGACGAGGGACGAGACUUCAAGCAGCAGCCAUUCAGCUGAAGGAAAGCAUCCCCUUCGCAGUGAUCGGCAGCAACACGGUGGUGGAGGCCAAAGGGAAGAGGGUGCGAGGCCGACUCUAUCCCUGGGGCAUCGUAGAGGUGGAGAACUCGGCCCACUGUGACUUUGUGAAGCUGAGGAAUAUGCUCGUCCGUACGCACAUGCAGGAUCUGAAGGACGUGACCCGGGAGACUCACUACGAAAACUACAGAGCUCACUGCAUCCAGAGCAUGACCCGCAUGGUGGUCAAGGAGCGCAACCGCAAUGGAACAGAAAUGAACAGGAGAACUGAGCAGACAUUUCAACAGCGUAAACUCACCAGAGAGAGCGGCACGGACUUCCCCAUCCCUACGGUGCCCGGAGUGGACGAUGAGACAGAAAAGCUCAUCCGAGAGAAAGACGAGGAGUUGCGGCAGAUGCAGGAGAUGCUGGAGAAGAUCCAGGAUCAGAUUCAAACUCAGAAAGACGGCUAUUAACACAGGACAGUGUCUCUCUGUAACUGGGAUGAAAAGAUUUAAGAAACACAGGAUACCUUUUGUCCCUUUUCAAGAACAUUGACUUCCCUCUCUGUCCACCCACCUCCACCUCGUCAGCAGCACCCUUCUCUCGGAUCAGGGACCUGCGAGGAGGCGGUGCGAUGUUCUCACGUCUGCAGCUUCCUUUAUCCUCUCUCACUUUACCACUGCUGAAAAAACACCACACCCUCUUCUGUUCUGUCAAAAAUGAUAACUUAAUGAUAAGGAUGGUUGAAGAGCAGCGUAUGCUGCGAUCUGAUUUUCCAAACAUCUGAUUUGCUAGCCACAUGAUCACAGGGUUGUUUUAUUUUCCUUUUUUUUACAUGAAGUCUGAUAUGAGGUUUACAUGUGGGGACCUGCUCAGAUUUUAAAGCACAUAUUUCUGGUGCAAUUGUUUAUUUCUAUUAUCUAUAGGUCAACAUGCAUACUAUUUAAUUUUCUAUAUGAAAGAUUUUUGUUCCUACUUUUAUUUGGACUUCACUGCGUGAUAGUACGUAUGGUUGAUUGUUUUAUGUUGGUUUCCCUUCAGCUGAGGUUCCUGAUUGUUCAUCUGGUUUAUGGAUUGUUAAGAUUCAUUUUGAUUUAGUGUAAGUGUCUGCAUGUUUAUCAUUGGUGCCACCUCUGCUGCCUGACAUCAUGGAUGCUCAACAAUGGCCAGUCUUAACGCACUGCAACGCUAACUUAUUGCCAUGUCAACGUUCAAAUAAUCUCACUUUUCACAUGACAAAUGAGUCCUUUAUUGUUUGGAGAAUUCCCCCAAAACAGAGUUGUUUCAAAGUGAUUUUCUCUCCUGAUAAAACCACCAACUGUUCACAUGUGAGAGCUGAUGAUAGGACUUUGAAUAUUAGGCUUGCAUGAGAAGGGCCAUGCAGUGUAUUUAUUUUUGCAUGUGUGUGAAGGUUUCUCUGAUUGCAGAUCAAUUUAGUGAUCAUAAGGUUAUUUAUGGGCAAUGAAAAAUAUGUAGCUACUUAGUUGUUGGGGAAAAGAUAUUGAAAAGAGGUGGAUUUUAUUUUUCUUCUUCCGUUUGGUAUAAUUUUGUCCUUAAGGGAACUCAUGAGUUGUGUGCUAACCUUAAUGUUUAUCGUAUAACCAAAGCCACAAUGACCAACUUCAUUUUCCAACAUUUUUGAUUUGAUUUGACAUGAAGAAUAGGACUUGUCAAAGCCAAGAGUAAUGAACACAUGUAUUGGAUGAACUUGAUUCUCUUGUUAUAUGUACUUUUGUUACCCCUUUUUUGGAAAUUAGAUAACCCCGCCAUGUUGCGUGACCUUUGUUAUGUAAAAAAAGAAUUACAUUCCUCGAAUUCUGUCCCAGAGUCAGGUAUUGCUAUUGUUUCUGAAUUUGUUUUAUAUUAAAUUUGUUUUUUGUUAUCCUACUUUUUGGAGUAUAUUUAUGUAAUAAGAUUAUAAAUGAAAUGAGGAUGGAGAAGACAAUAUGUACAAAUUCUAAUAUUUUAAUAAAAUAUGAAUAUCAUUUCAUGUCUCCAUCUGACAUUGGGUUUUGCUUUUAUGUUGUAAAAAUGUAAGCAGAAGUGAAUGAUGUGGCUUGAUUUUAAUAAAUAAUUUAACCUGUAA